CCUCGUUCAACCAUCACUUCUUCUCAACAACAAGAACAACAACAACAACAACAACAAAGAGAACCUCUUUCCCGGUGGAGUCUGCGGUUAGCGAGCGGUGGCGUCGGAGGCGGUGAUUCCCCGACAUGGGGCCGGCUUUGUUUGCUUGCUUGCAGCACUUGCGGUGAAAUCUCUGCUCUUCAUCGCUCUAUCAAGACUGAAAAUAGUCUAACAUAACUUAAUUUUUUACCAUUAACUCACUGCUACUCAAUAGAUCACAACAGAUGAGUCACAAUUGAAGUCUCCGAUCUCACUGAUUCCGGCCCCCCUCUCUCCAACUCUUCCUUCAAGACUCCCCGACAAACCCGCUCCUCGCAACCUCACAUCAACUUCAACCCGACAAAAACCCCCAACCAAACCACCAGGUCCCUCCACCAGAAUGGGCGACUAUUCGUACUCGGAGCCCGUCCGCUCUCCCUCGCCCAGCGGCCACCACGGACGGGAAAGCCAUGACCCUUACAAGCGCAAAUUCCCCGAAGACGAAGCCGCCUCGACGACAACGACGGCAGAUCAACAAUACCGACCCAUCUCCAAACGCAAGCGCGUGGAGGAGCGCCACCAGAAACUCCGCAAGCGCGGUCGCACCCCUCCGUCGGCCUACUCGCGUCGCGACCGGGACGACGAGGGCCCCAACCGCAACGCGCAGAACCGAUCCCCUUCACCGCCCAUGCCGCCGCGGUCGCCGACCCCGGAAGCCCAGUCACGCCCGCGCAAGCGGCCCGGCGGCGGCGCGCGGAUGGGCCUGGUGGACCGGGAAACCCUCCGGCGGCGACAGGAGGAGCGCGAGCGCACGGAGCAGGAGGAGGCGAUCCGCAACUCGCAGAUCCGGGGCGUGACGGACCUCGUGCGGCAGCAUUACAACGCCGUGCCGCAGCGGGGCCGCGAGUGGCGCAAGACGGAGAGCAAGAUCAAGGGCCUGCGCAGCUUCAACAACUGGGUCAAGAGCACGCUCAUCCAGAAGUUCUCGCCGGAUGAGGAGUUUGUGUCCCGCGCCAUCGGGACCAAGGACUGGGCCGACGGCACGGGCCCGCCGCCCGUCGAGCAGAAAAAGCUCCUGGUGAUCGACCUGGGCUGCGGCAAGGGCGGCGAUCUGGGCAAGUGGCAGCUGGCGCCGCAGCCGGUGGAUCUGUACGUGGGCCUGGAUCCGGCCGAGGUCUCCAUCGUGCAGGCGCGCGAGCGAUACAGUCAGAUGCGGUCGGGACGCGGAGGUCCGCGCGGUGGUCGCGGGGGCGGUGGUGGUGGCGGCCGGGGCCCGAGUUUCCAUGCGGAGUUCGCGCCGAAGGACUGCUUUGGCGAGUGGCUGGGGGAUAUCGACAUUGUACAGCGGGUGGGAAUUGAUCCGAAUGCGGGACCCGGGGGUUCGGUGAUGAGCUCGCGCUGGGGCGGAGGGGGCUUCGACGUGGUCGCUUCGAUGUUCGCGAUCCACUAUGCGUUUGAGAGCGAGGAGAAGGCCCGGCAGAUGCUGCGCAAUGUGGCCGGCUGUCUGAAGAAGGGCGGCCGAUUCCUGGGUGUCUGCCCGAACUCCGAUGUGAUCAGCGCCAAGGUGGCCGAGUGCCAUGCGAAGCGCAAGGCGCGCGAGGAGGCGGCAGCGUCGAAGAACGAAGAAGUCGAGCCCGAGGACGGAGAAGUGGAGGAGGACACCACCAAGGUCGAAUGGGGCAACUCCAUCUACCGCGUGCGGUUCCCCGGCGAUACGCCCGAAGAUGGCAUCUUCCGGCCGCCGUUCGGCUGGAGGUACAACUACUUCAUGCAGGAGGCUGUGGAGGAGGUGCCGGAAUACGUGGUGCCGUGGGAAGCAUUCCGAGCAUUGACGGAGGAGUACAACCUGGAGCUGCAGUAUCGCAAGCCGUUCCUGGAAGUGUGGCGCGACGAGAAGGACGAUGCCGAGCUGGGGCCUCUGAGUGAGCGCAUGGGCGUGCGUGAUCGCAAUACCGGGCAACUCAGCAUGACGGCGGAGGAGCAGGAGGCAGUCAGUUUCUACCACGCCUUCUGUUUCUACAAGGUCUAAUUGGAUGAUGGGUUCAGCUCUAGCUUGGUACUUCGCUAUCACUAUCUACAUUGCAGGCAAUAAGAAUAGCUACAGUGCACUCAAUCCAAUGCAUGUAGUCUUC
Messenger RNA from Aspergillus japonicus CBS 114.51, 2150 nucleotides. RefSeq names its product mRNA (guanine-N7)-methyltransferase (gene abd1). Gene Ontology annotation, biological process: 7-methylguanosine mRNA capping. Gene Ontology annotation, molecular function: mRNA 5'-cap (guanine-N7-)-methyltransferase activity. NCBI's taxonomy places the organism in Eukaryota, Fungi, Ascomycota, Eurotiomycetes, Eurotiales, Aspergillaceae. Bases 419 to 2047 code for a protein of 542 amino acids. The transcript has 4 exons. The record is from RefSeq and is a predicted model, not a curated record. Gene Ontology annotation, cellular component: nucleus.